GCCCGGCUCAGGUCGGGGAGCGGCGGCGGAGGAGGCGCAGGCGGGGCCGCCGCCGGUGCCGGAGGUCCCUUGGGCGCUGCUAUGGGCAAGAGGAGCAAGCGGGCAGCAGACAGCUCUUCCUCGGCCGACGAGGAGGAGUAUGUGGUGGAGAAGGUGCUGGACCGGCGCGUGGUGAAGGGCCAGGCCGAGUACCUGCUCAAGUGGAAGGGCUUCUCCGAGGAACACAACACUUGGGAACCGGAGAAGAACCUGGAUUGCCCGGAGCUGAUCUCGGAGUUUAUGAGGAAGUACAAGAAGAUGAAGGAAGGAGAUGGGAACAGGGGACGGGAGAAGGCAGAAGGAGCCAAGAGGAAAGGGCUGGCGGCCGGAGGGGACGAUGUCAAGGCCAAGAAGAAGAGGGAGAGCAACGACAUCGCUCGGGGCUUCGAGCGGGGCCUGGAGCCAGAGAAGAUCAUUGGGGCCACGGACUCCUGCGGGGACCUCAUGUUCCUCAUGAAGUGGAAGGACACGGAUGAAGCUGACCUGGUGCUGGCAAAGGAGGCGAACCUCAAGUGCCCCCAGAUCGUCAUUGCCUUCUAUGAGGAGCGCCUCACCUGGCACGCGUACCCCGAGGACAGCGACAGCAAAGAGAGGGACCCCCCCCGGAGCUAAGGACCCCCCCCAAUCCUGUACAUAGCCCCCUCCAUACCCCCCCCAUACAAUGGCCCUUCCCAUAGCGCCCUAAUGGGGG
Molecule: messenger RNA, 730 nt
Organism: Melopsittacus undulatus (budgerigar)
Lineage: Eukaryota; Metazoa; Chordata; Aves; Psittaciformes; Psittaculidae
Gene: CBX5
Product: chromobox 5
Exons: 5
Coding region: 82-651 (189 amino acids)
Biological process (GO): negative regulation of transcription by RNA polymerase II; chromatin organization
Cellular component (GO): nucleus; pericentric heterochromatin
Molecular function (GO): chromatin binding
Source: RefSeq, a predicted model, not a curated record